UUGCUAAAGUGUUGAUUUCUUAUAAAUAGAACUUCUGCAGCGAGCAAACUUUCAGUAGGCCCACAAAUUUUGGCCCUUUUUAAUAGUGAAUUCCGCGCUCGAGUAAUAAGAAUGUCGCCUAUAUCUAUUGCUACCAUUUUGGUAGCCUGCUUAUGCUUAGCAUAUGCUGCUCCUUUUGCUGAGGAGGUUCAAACUCCUGUACCUGCCGCCGAAGUCAAUUAUCGUUUACCCUUAAAUAUUAAACCCAUCAACUACAAAAUUAAUCUUAAGCCUUAUUUGGAUGAAACUCAUCCCAAGGCCUUCAAAUUUGAUGGUGAAUGUUAUGUUGAAAUCCAAGCCCAACAAAAUACCAAAGAAAUUCAAUUGCAUAUUAAGAAUCUGAACAUCACUGUAAGUGAAUACUACAAAAAGGAUACACCUACAACUAAAAAGAAUUUGCCCACUGCCAGUCCCAAUAGCUUGACCGAUAUUGUGGUUUACACCUUAACUGAAGAAUUACAAGCUAAUGUUUCAUACAUUUUGCAUUAUGUUUACACUGGCAGCAUGGACGAUGAUAUGCACGGUUUCUACCGCAGUUACUAUAAAACCGCCAGCAAUGUCACCAAAUGGCUUGGUUCCACUCAGUUCCAAAGAAAUCAUGCCCGCCGUGCUUUCCCCUCUUUUGAUGAACCUAAAUUCAAGGCCACUUACGAUCUUUCUUUGACCCGCCACCGUAGCUUAAGAAGUGCCGGUCCCACUCGUCUAAUUGAAAUUAAACCCGAAGGUGAAUAUGUUACUGAUGUAUAUGACACUACUCCAAAAAUGUCCACCUACAUUUUGGCUUUCAUUGUUUCUGAAUUCAAUGAUCGUUAUGAUGGUGAGUUUGGUGUUCUUGCCAGACCCGAAUACUACUCCCAAACCGAAUACAUUUUCGAUGCUGGUAAGAAACUACUUAAAGCCUUAGACGACUACAUGGGUAUUCCCUAUUACUCAAUGGGUGAUGAUAAAAUGCACUUGGCUGCUAUUCCUGAUUUCUCUGCUGGUGCCAUGGAAAACUGGGGUCUCUUGACAUUCAGAGAACGUGCCUUACUCUAUGAUGAAGAACACAGUACGUUGAGUUCGAAACAGUAUAUUGCUGCUAUUGUUGCUCACGAACAGGCUCAUAUGUGGUGGGGUGAUUUGGUAACCUGUGAUUGGUGGAGUUACACCUGGUUGAACGAAGGUUUUGCCAGUUACUUUCAAUAUUUUGGCACACACAUGGUGGAAGACCAUUUGCAAAUGGAUAAACAAUUUGUUGUCGAUUACGUUCAAAGUGUUAUGGGUAUGGAUGCCACAAAUGCUACCAAUCCAAUGAGUGACGAAGAUACCAAUACUCCCGAAGAUUUGGGUCGUAUGUUCAACAGUAUAUCAUACAACAAAGCAGCCACUUUCAUUCGCAUGACCAAGUAUAUUUUGGGUGAAGAGAAAUUUAAAACUUCUCUAAAUGAUUAUCUUAAAACUCACUCAUAUACCAAUACCAUUCCCUCCGAUCUCUUUACAAUUUGGAAAAAAUACUGGCCUGCUGAAUUUGCUCAAUACGCCGAUGCUUACUUUGCCUCUUUCACCACUCAAGUUGGUUAUCCUGUUGUCACAUUUAAUCGCAUCAGUGAUACUGAAGUACAAAUCAGCCAAAAACGUUUCUUAUUGAAAGAUUUUGAUACAGCCGAUCCCAAAUUAAACUAUACCGUUCCCAUUACCUACACUACCAGCGUUGAAAAGAAUUUCGAAAAUGCUACUCCAAAAUUCUUCCUUACUGAAACACCCAAAACCGUUACAGUCAACAAAGAUGCUACAUGGAUUAUGGGCAAUAUUCAGGAGACUGGUUAUUAUCGUGUCAAUUAUGAUACUAAAUCUUGGCAUAAAAUCCAUCAUAAACUCUAUGCCAACAACUGGGAUGGCAUUCAUGAAUUGAAUCGUGCUCAAGUUGUUGAUGAUCUUUUGAAUUUGGCUCGUGCUGGUGAGAUCGACUACAGUUUGGCUUUCGAUGUUCUCGCAUAUCUUGAAACCGAAACCAACUACUUGCCCUGGACUGCCGCAUUCAAUGGUUUCAAUUAUCUAACCAUUCGCUUGGGCACGAAAACUCAGGACUUUGCUAGUUACAUCCGUCACCUCACCAACAAGGCAUACAACAAAUUGGGCUUCGAAGAAAAGAAAGAUGAUACUACUUUGGAUAUUUACAAUCGUGCUAAGAUCUUGGCUUGGUCCUGCAAAUUCGGCAACACUGAAUGUAUUGCCAAAGCCAAAUCUUAUUUCAAUAAAAACUUAAAGGCCGACCCUGUUCCCGUUAACAUUCGUUCUGUUGUCUAUUGUACCGCCAUGCGUGAAGGCAAUGAAGAAGACUUCAAUAAGCUUUACAACAAAUAUAAGACUGAAACAGUUGCCACUGAAGAAACAUUGAUUUUGAACAAUUUGGGUUGUGUUAGGGACAGCAAAUUGGUUUCCCGAUUCUUCCAUAUGGUUGCCUCCGAUGAAGUACGCCGUCAAGAUAAAUCAAGCGCAUUGAGCAGUUUGUAUUCCGAAAAUAAUGAAAAUGUUGAACCUGUCUUUGACUUGGUCGACGAAAACGUUGAAAAACUUGCCGACUCUAUGGGUGGUUACUCCUCGGUAGCUACUGUUGUCUCCAACAUUGCUUCCCGUUUCACAACCGAAGCUCAACUAACAAAAUUGAAAGCUUUUAAUACCAAACAUAAAGAUAAGUUUGGCAGUUCAAUUUCCACUUUGGAAAAUGCUGUAAAGACCGUUGAAUUUAAUUUGAACUGGUCUAAAACCAAUUUAGGAGCAAUCAACAACUUUUUGCAACAAUAUGGCAUCAACAGUGCUGGCAUUAACAGCAUCUCACUUGUUUCCUUAGUUGUAGUGGCCUUGAUUGCCAUGAUCUUCCACUAAAGAUUUAUGCUGUAAAGAUAAACCUUUUUUGUGUGCAAGAGUUCAUAGUUUUAAAACAAAAAUUUGUUUGUUAACUUAUUGUUAUUUAAUGUAUUUUAGUUAAUAUAUCCCUAAAUAUAAUAAUAAUAAUAAUAAUAAAAGAAAACCAUAAAAAACUGUA
Messenger RNA from Lucilia sericata (common green bottle fly), 3064 nucleotides. RefSeq names its product membrane alanyl aminopeptidase-like. Gene Ontology annotation, biological process: peptide catabolic process; proteolysis. The record is from RefSeq and is a predicted model, not a curated record. The transcript is spliced from 7 exons. Bases 112 to 2904 code for a protein of 930 amino acids. Gene Ontology annotation, cellular component: cytoplasm. Lineage: Eukaryota; Metazoa; Arthropoda; Insecta; Diptera; Calliphoridae. Gene Ontology annotation, molecular function: zinc ion binding; metalloaminopeptidase activity; peptide binding.